This is a messenger RNA of Microthlaspi erraticum, 612 nucleotides long. The record is from the annotation of a GenBank genome assembly. NCBI's taxonomy places the organism in Eukaryota, Viridiplantae, Streptophyta, Magnoliopsida, Brassicales, Brassicaceae.
AUGGAAUGCAAUAAGGAUGAAGCUAACAGAGCAAUAAAUAUUGCGGAGAGGAAACUUUCAGAGAAGGAUUACGUGGGAGCCAAGAAAUUCGUUAACAAGGCUCAGAAUUUGUAUCCGAAGCUCGAUGACACUAAAGCUGACGAGGAAACAAUGAAGAAACGUUACAAGAAGUUAGCACUUCUGCUUCAUCCGGACAAGAACAGGUUUCGUGGAGCGAUGGACUUGUUUAAGGUGGUUUCAGCUGCUUGGACUCUGUUAUCUGACAAGGCUAAUAGACUUGCGUAUGAUCAGAGGCGGGAAUCGCAAGAAGCUAAACCGAAAAAGAGAGAAGCAAAGCCGCCACAGCAACAGCAACAACAGUCGAGAGACAAUUCUCAAGCAACAAACCAAAAAAGAAAGAGUGAUGAUGCAUCUUCUACAACUUCAGCAUCUGAUUACGCAAACAAAGCACCAGAGAGAAGGAGAAAAUGGUUUAAAGCAAAGAGGCUUGUCAAGACAACAAGAAAUCCAUUCUCUAAUCCUGAAGCAGAUAGGGUUUUCAAGACACCAAUGACAGCAGAAGAUCCAAACUCUACCGCGGAAGCACAGAGGCUUUUCAAGAGACGAAUGUGA